Molecule: messenger RNA, 1922 nt
Organism: Fonticula alba
Lineage: Eukaryota; Rotosphaerida; Fonticulaceae
Exons: 4
Coding region: 201-1619 (472 amino acids)
Biological process (GO): cytoskeleton organization
Cellular component (GO): plasma membrane; cell division site; cytoplasm
Molecular function (GO): protein binding
Source: RefSeq, a predicted model, not a curated record
CCCCCCCCCUCCCACGAUUGUGCCUCUCCGUCCUUCUUCCUUCCCCUGUCGCUCCCCCCUCUCCACCCGCGCGCGACGCCGGAAGACGACCCUCGACCCUCUUCCCCCCUUUCCUAGACACACACACACACUCUUUUUUCCCGCCCCCGCGCCGACCGCCGCCUCCUUCCUGCUCUCCGCGGCCACACCCUCCCAAGAAGAUGACCGCCUCUUCCGGGCCCCCGCCGAUGUCCUCGUCCGGCACGCCGACGCUCAGCUUCGCCGACCACUUUUGGGGCGCCGAUGACCGUGGCUUCGAUGUCCUCUACGCGCAUAUGAGCGCCGCCAAGGACACCAGCAAGCUGGUGCUGGAAAUCCUCGAGACGCGCGCCCGCUUGGAGGAGGAGUACGCCAAGGGCCUGCAGCGUCUGGCCAAGGCGAUUGCCGGGCUCGGAGCCGGCGGCGCCGAGGACGAUGCCGAUGUCCCGGCUGCCGUGGUGGAGACCACUGCCCCCCGGUCCGGGUCCGAUGUCCAGAUCGCUGGCGACUAUGGCUCCACCAAGAGUGCCCUGGUGACCCUGCGCAAUGAGAUCUCCACCGCGGCGCAGGCGCACCAGCUGUCGGCCGAUACUCUGCGCACGGAGGUGGCCAAGCCGCUGGACGCCUUCAUCAGCGACCAGAGCAUCGCCCGCAAGCAGCAGGGCAAGAUCAUGCAGUCGGCCCAGAAGCGCCUGAAGGAGAUGAAGGCCAAUGCCCUGCGCGCCAAGAAGAAUGAGUCCUCGAAGGCUCGCGCGGCUGAGGUCCUCGCCGAGUCGCUUGAGCGUGUCAAUAGUCAGCGCAAUGAGAAGGAGGCCGAGAAGGUUCAAAAGAAGUACCGCAAGGCCAUGGCCGAGGCCGCCGCCGCCGAGCGCGAGCACUCCGAGGCCCGGCAGCGCCUGUUUGCCGCGCACCAGCAGUGGACCACCGACAUGGUCACCACCGCGGCCCUGUAUCAGUCGCUGGAGGAGGCCCGGCUGGACACGCUGCGCGCUGCCAUUUGGGCCUACACCAAUGCGGUGGCCACCACUUGCGUGGCCAACGACCAGUCUUGCGAGCGGAUCCGCGGCAGCCUGGAGCAGUGCCAGUUUGGUCGCGAUCUGGACAUCUUUGUCCGGCGGAAUGGCACCGGCACCAGCCGGCCGGACGCCGAUGGCAACCUCGUGGCCGCUGGCAAUCUCGAUGCCCCGCCCUCGGCCCGGACGACCCUCUCCCACCGGCCCCCCUCGUUGACUGGGUCCCUGACGUCGUUGAGCUCCUCGGCCGGAUCCACCGGCUCGGCCCCGCCUACGGAGACGCUCCCCUCGUCGCUGGAUGACACGGCGUCGGUGGCGUCCUUCCCCCCGGCGUCCGCCGUCUCGGACGCCGGCGCUCCGCCGCCCUACUUCAACAGCUCCCAGGCGCCCCUCUUCUAUGCUCGUGCCCUGUACGACUAUGAUGCCCAGUCGGCCGAGGAGAUCUUCCUCCGUGAGGGUGAUCACAUCGCCGUUUACGAGACACAUGAGGAGCCUUGGUGGCGCGGUGUGGUCGUCGAGUCUGCCUCUCCCGAUCAGACCACCGGGCGGAGUGGUGUCUUCCCGGCCAACUUCACCGAGCAAUGUUGAGGCUGCCCCUUGGCCAUCCCCAUUUGCUGCUGCCACGACGAUCGUUGCCGCUGUCGAAACCGCACGCGUGCGCGCGCGCGCCCCAUUUGUCCUCGUCCCCCUCUCCUCCUUCUCGUCUCUCCCCUCCUUGUGGCCCUGUGGCUGAAAUUGUCAUGCACACGCCCACACCCACAUACACACACACCUUCACGCACCCGCGCGCGCACCCACAUCCACGGCCCUGCCUCGCAUGUUCCCUCCUGGCGAGGAGCAUGGGGCAUUUUCCCUCCUCUUUGGUCCCCUCUCUCUCUCUCUCUCUCUCGU